Molecule: messenger RNA, 1679 nt
Organism: Prunus persica (peach)
Lineage: Eukaryota; Viridiplantae; Streptophyta; Magnoliopsida; Rosales; Rosaceae
Product: thaumatin-like protein
Exons: 2
Coding region: 40-1317 (425 amino acids)
Biological process (GO): defense response
Cellular component (GO): extracellular region
Source: RefSeq, a predicted model, not a curated record
GACCUUAACAACAAAUGCAUAAAAAAAACAAAUUGCAUUAUGAGAAUCCUCAAGAACCUCCCAGCCUUCUGCAUCCUAUGUGCCACUCUCUUCUUUGCAUCAACCAAUGCAGCUAGAUUCGAUAUCCGAAACAACUGCCCCUUCACAGUCUGGGCAGCAGCCGUGCCAGGCGGUGGACGCCAACUUAAUAGAGGCCAAAGUUGGGCCCUAGAUGUGCGUGCCGGAACCCAAGGGGCUCGCAUUUGGGCCCGAACUGGAUGCAGCUUUGAUGGAGCCGGACGUGGGAGAUGUCAAACAGGUGAUUGUGGGGGUGUCCUCCAAUGCCAAGCCUAUGGCCAACCCCCAAACACCCUAGCUGAGUAUGCCCUUAACCAGUACAACAACUUGGAUUUCUUUGACAUUUCCCUUGUUGAUGGCUUCAACGUCCCUAUGGACUUUAGCCCCACGUCUAAUGGGUGCACCAAGGGCAUCAGAUGUACCGCUGAUAUUAAUGGGCAGUGUCCUAACCAACUGAGGGCUCAAGGAGGCUGCAACAACCCUUGCACUGUGUUCAGGACUGAUAAAUAUUGCUGCAAUUCUGGGAGCUGUGGCCCAACAGACUUGUCUAGGUUUUUUAAGGAUCGGUGCCCGAGUGCUUAUAGCUACCCGAAGGAUGAUCCAACGAGCACAUUUACAUGCCCUGGCGGGACCAACUAUAGGGUUGUGUUCUCAGCCAGUUUCAACAUCCGAAACAACUGCCCCUACACUGUCUGGGCAGCAGCUGUGCCAGGCGGUGGCAGACAGCUCAACCGAGGCCAAACAUGGACGCUAAAUGUGAAGCCUGGAACUAAAAUGGCUCGAAUUUGGGCCCGAACCAAUUGUGCCUUCGACAACUCAGGUCGUGGCCGGUGCCAAACCGGCGACUGCGGAGGAUUCCUCCAAUGCCAAGCCUAUGGUUCACCCCCAAACACCCUAGCCGAGUAUGCCCUAAACCAAUUUGGAAACAAGGACUUUUUCGACAUUUCACUUGUAGACGGGUUCAAUGUUCCAAUGGAAUUUAGUCCCACGUCUAAUGGGUGCACCAGGGGGAUCAAAUGUGCUCAAGAUAUCAAAACGCAGUGCCCUAAUGAGUUGAAGGCCCCAGGUGGCUGCCACAACCCUUGCACUGUGUACAAAACUGACAAGUAUUGUUGCAAUUCGGGGAGAUGUGGGUCUACAAAUUUAUCCAAGUUUUUUAAGGAUCGGUGUAGGGAUGCUUAUAGUUACCCUAAAGAUGAUCUAACUAGCACUUUUACUUGUCCUGGUGGGACUAAUUACAAGGUUGUGUUCUGUCCUUGAAUCACGUUGUUUCUCCAAGUUAUGUUGUGUGGCGUUUGUAAGAUGUGUACUAAUAUGAAUCCUUAAUAAAUUGUGGCCACGACAAGAGUUUGAUUUUCAUAUCUCCUGUCUUCAAAUUUACAGAUUUAAUUGCGUGGUUGGAACAUUAAUUUUUUUUUUUUUUUGAAUUAUACAUAUGCAACACACUAAAAUGAGUAUAAAAAACUGUUAAUCAAUAUAUGCUGUCAGAAAAUAAUUCAGUUCUGGUGGUACCUUUUUAUUUUAUCUCUUUCAAUCUCAUCAAAGCUUAUGUUGAAUUCAUCAUCAGCCGUUGCAUGAUCCUUCAAAAUUUCACAUUAGAGAAAAGAGAGCAAACGAGAAUC